Molecule: messenger RNA, 417 nt
Organism: Caenorhabditis briggsae
Lineage: Eukaryota; Metazoa; Nematoda; Chromadorea; Rhabditida; Rhabditidae
Exons: 4
Coding region: 1-417 (138 amino acids)
Source: RefSeq, a predicted model, not a curated record
AUGGAGCAGCAUAUUGUCAUGGAGAACGACAUGGUGAUCGCAGGAGAAGUGGUUAUUGGAGCGGAUGAAGAAGUCAACGAACUCCACUUGCAAUUGCGCGAAAAGAACCAGGAGAUUGCAAAUUUGAAAGACGAAAAUGAGCAAUUGACCGUAGAGAAGAACACCGAGGAGAAUUGGAAAAAUUAUUGGUUUGGAGCUUUUAAUCGGGAGAAGAAUAGGGCCGAUGGUUUGCAAUUGGAGAAGGAUCAGGCUGGAUUUGGGUUAGCGGUGCCAGUGGCAGAUCUCAAAGAGUACCUCUUCCACCCGGACAGCCGUCAUCAAGUUCCUCAGAUCGUCCGACGAGUUCCGAUCAAAAUUCGCCAGCUGUUUUUCAUCAAAAAUCGGGGUCGGGAUUCGUUCCGUUCAUUGACAGACUAA